AGUUAUUAAAAAUGCAGGCAAUUUUAAUUCUAUUGCAUUUUUCAGAAUUCUCCAUCAUAAUCCUCUGAUGACUGUUCAAGAUCCAUAUCUUUUUAAUUUGCCAGCGUUGAAAUAUUUAGACUUAGGAACAACACAAGUGACUUUGACAACACUUGAUAACAUUCUCAUGACAGCUCCUGAAUUAGAGAAACUUAUCUUACCUAACCAUUUGGCCUGCUGCCUCUGCCAAUUUAAAAAUGAUAUUGAGGCUGUUGCCAAGACAGUCAAACUGCAUUGUGAGACCGAAUGUGUGACCAGCAUACCUUGUGAUGAAGAACUCAUAAUAGAAGGACCGCUUAUGAACACAUUUCAGGGCCGGCAGAACACCAGCACUGAUCUGACCAUUGAGCCAGAGAGGGCAUCCUCUAUCAAAAAUAGCGACACUUCCUCAUCCCUUAUGAGCCUUCUGAUGAGACUGCUCACUGAGCAGGAGGAAGUAAAGAUAUCCAACGCAGAGUGGGAUGAGGAACAAUGGGAAGAUGAGAGGAUGCAAACCCUCAGGGAGCAGGAAGAGAAGGUGACUAAUGAGCUCAGAAAAGAAGUUCCAGGAUAUAAAAACAAAAUGAUCAUGGCAGCACCUGUGAUUGCAGUAACAACAUUUUUUAUUGUACUUUUCUGUCUCAUUGCGAUUUGUCAGCGGAAGGUAUAUAAAAGAGGAAGCUCAAGGUCGGAGGGAAGCCCAGGAGCUGAUGCAGGCCACCGCAAGGCAGAUGGUGACUCGGAUACUGGGCCCUUCCUGGAAUCCGUAACAGGCCAGAGCACCAGGUAGAUGGUGACGCCGAUAAUGGACCUGUCCUGGAAUUUCUAACAGGACAGAGUACCAGACAGAUGGCGACACAGACUACUUCCUGGAACCCGUGACAGACCCUCUCGCGGUGGAUACUCCCAAAGCUCAUGCCCCCCACCCCUCAUUGAACAGCUGUAUUAAAAAAGUGCCUUUGCUCCCUACUCUGCUUAUCAAUACUCCUCCACUUUCCUCCUUAUCUGAACCCCCCAAAAAUCUUUCCUACCCUCCGACUUGUCCGCCUC
Myotis daubentonii (Daubenton's bat) is the source of this 1068-nucleotide messenger RNA. Its product is annotated as leucine-rich repeat-containing protein 37A3-like. Lineage: Eukaryota; Metazoa; Chordata; Mammalia; Chiroptera; Vespertilionidae. The transcript has 8 exons. Bases 68 to 808 code for a protein of 246 amino acids. The record is from RefSeq and is a predicted model, not a curated record.